Molecule: messenger RNA, 1078 nt
Organism: Aricia agestis (brown argus)
Lineage: Eukaryota; Metazoa; Arthropoda; Insecta; Lepidoptera; Lycaenidae
Gene: Uch-L5
Product: ubiquitin carboxyl-terminal hydrolase isozyme L5
Exons: 7
Coding region: 110-1078 (322 amino acids)
Biological process (GO): ubiquitin-dependent protein catabolic process; protein deubiquitination
Cellular component (GO): cytoplasm
Molecular function (GO): cysteine-type deubiquitinase activity
Source: RefSeq, a predicted model, not a curated record
CAAUUUGUAUUCUGUGAAAUAAGCGGAUAAAACUUAUAUUUACUGUUGUUUUACGAAAUAAAAGUAAUGUGUAAAUUUUCUUAGUUCAUCAAGUAAUAAGUCAUUUACCAUGGAAUCAGCGGGCGACUGGUGUUUGAUUGAAAGUGAUCCAGGCGUGUUUACACAGUUAAUUAAAAAGUUUGGUGUAAAAGGGGUACAGGUUGAGGAAAUAUGGAAAAUCGAUGAUGAAAUAUUUGACAACUUAAGGCCUGUGCAUGGGUUAAUAUUCCUGUUCAAAUACUUGCAACAGGAUGAGCCACCACUACCAGUGGUGAAAGAUAAACUCUUGGAAAAGAUUUAUUUUGCCAAACAGGUUAUCAACAAUGCCUGUGCCACUCAGGCAGUUAUAAGCCUGCUGUUGAACUGCAAUCAUCCGGACAUCGAUUUAGGUCCGGAGCUCACUAAGCUCAAAGAGUUCAGCAUGUCGUUUGACCCUAAGAUGCGAGGGUUGACACUGAGCAACUCACAAACCAUCCGCAGCGCUCACAACUCCAUGUCGCAGCAGACUAUUUUCGAGUUUGACCCUAAAGUAGCUUCUAAAGAUGAAGAUGCUUAUCACUUUGUUGGUUAUAUACCGAUCGAUGGUCGUCUGUAUGAAUUAGAUGGUCUGCGGGAUGGACCCAUUGACCACGGACCCAUAGCACCUCAGCAGGAUUGGUUAGAUGUUGUCAGACCCAUCAUCAUGAAGAGAAUCAAUGUGUACACCGAGGGCGAAAUUCAUUUCAACCUGAUGGCGCUCGUGUCAGACAGAAAAAUGGUUUACGAACGUCAGAUAGCCGACAUGUUGAAAGAUCCGCAGUCCCUCGGCAUGGACGCGACUGAAAUCGAUUUAGAGGUGAGGAGGCUCCGGUCCCUCAUAGAGAACGAGGAGGUAAAAAUGCAGAGAUACCAGAAGGAGAUGGCUCGCAGGCGACAUAACUACCUGCCGUUCAUCGUGACGCUGCUAAAAAUACUGGCAGAAGAGAAGAAGCUGAUGCCGCUGUACGAGAAGGCGAAAGAGCGCGCCUCGAAGAAGGGCGCCAAGAGGAUGAAAGUAUAA